AUGUUCAAAUCAGUAAUUUUCGCUAUCUUUGUUAUUUUUGUUGCUUUAGCUUACGCUACUCCAAACUUCUCUGGAUCAUGGACAAGAUUCUCUCAUGAUUUCUCAGGUAAUUGUCAAACACUUGCUGUCGAGUUUAUCUCUGAGAACAACAGCACAUAUAGCAUUGUCGACUCCAAUGGAGCUACUCUUGCUGACAGUUUGCAAUUCGAAAGCGACGGUUCAUUCCUUGGAAAUGCUAUCACCGUUUUGAAGAACGGAAAGGUCGUCACCAGUGCAUGCAAGGGUGUUCUCUCUAACCCAUUCCAACUUCAAAUGAAUAUCUUACCAACUGUCUGGUUCAGUGGAUCCCAAUUCUACUUCAACCAAAUUAGCUUGGUGAUUUAUCCAUGUUGUAAUAUCAACUUAUUAGACAAUAUAUCUGUUAGUGUUAAUUAA
Heterostelium album PN500 is the source of this 435-nucleotide messenger RNA. RefSeq lists its product as uncharacterized. NCBI's taxonomy places the organism in Eukaryota, Evosea, Eumycetozoa, Acytosteliales, Acytosteliaceae. Bases 1 to 435 code for a protein of 144 amino acids. The transcript is spliced from 3 exons. The record is from RefSeq and is a predicted model, not a curated record.